Homarus americanus (American lobster) is the source of this 2499-nucleotide messenger RNA. RefSeq names its product phosphotriesterase-related protein-like. The transcript is spliced from 7 exons. Gene Ontology annotation, biological process: catabolic process. Gene Ontology annotation, molecular function: zinc ion binding. Bases 325 to 1377 code for a protein of 350 amino acids. The record is from RefSeq and is a predicted model, not a curated record. NCBI's taxonomy places the organism in Eukaryota, Metazoa, Arthropoda, Malacostraca, Decapoda, Nephropidae.
AACAUCGUACGUCAGCCACCAAAGCUUGCCCUGCUACUGCAAAUGCUGCUCAGGAAAUCAGUACAAAUCAUCCUGACUCAGCAGGAAGGGAGUAAUGUUAUUCAUACAGGUAGUCGUCGAGCUUGUUGGCCCUGUAUCUACGCGGACAAGCCCCACAGUCACAGAACCUUGAAGAACUGAGACGGAUGACCUCUGCUCAUCUACUGGAGUAUCGGUUCUGAAGAUCUUGGUUCCCGUACGCUUUAUAUCAAGUUGACACAUAACGAACACAGAAAUAACUCGCAAUUCAAGUUCCCAAGACUACACACCAUAGUUCAAAAGACGAUGAAGGGUAAAGUACAAACAGUGUGUGGCUGGGUGGAACCCAGCUCCUUGGGGAGGACCUUUACCCAUGAGCAUCUCUGCAUGGAGUUUGACUUUACGUACGUCCCACCAAAGGCAGAGGAUAAGCACAUGGUGAAUGCAGAGUUUUCUCUAGAAAACAUAGGAUGGAUCAGACAAAAUCCGUACUCUCACAAACCAAAUUUGAAGUUCACUGGACCUCAAGUUAAAGCAGCAGUGAUGAAUGACAUAGAAGAGUUCAAAAAACUAGGUGGUGGCACCAUUGUUGAGAACAGCAAUGAAGGCCUAAACAGAAAUGUCUCCUUCAUGCGUGAAAUAAGUCUCAAGCAUGGAGUUAAUAUUAUUGCAGGAACAGGUUACUAUGUGAAGGACACUCAGACAAGAGAGACCCUAGGGUUAUCAGUGGAAGCAAUGGUAAAUUCCAUGACACCAGAGUUGACUCUUGGAUGCGGAGACACCCCAGAUAUUAAGUGCGGUAUCAUUGGGGAAAUUGGUUGCUCAUGGCCAUUAUACGACUUUGAACGGAAAACUAUCCAGGCAGCGGGAGAAACACAGGAAUGUACAGGAUGUCCUGUAAUGUUUCACCCAGGACGGCACUAUAAUGCUCCUGAAGAAAUUUUCAGGAUCUACACGGAAGCAGGUGGCGAUGCUAAGAAGAUGGUGAUGGGUCACCUUGAUAGGACUAUUCACAAGUUGGAUGCUUUGGUGGAAUAUGCUUCCCUUGGGUCGUACUGUGAAUAUGAUUUGUUUGGCAUAGAAAUUUCUCAUUAUCAACUUGAUAGAUCAGUGGACAUGCCGUCUGAUGCCCAGCGAAUUGCACGCAUCAAGCACUUGGUUGAUAAUGGUUUUGGCGAUAAAAUUCUCGUGGCCCACGACAUCCACACCGUGCAUCGUCUGAAAGCUUAUGGCGGUCAUGGCUACGGUCACAUUCUGAAAAAUGUUGUUCCCAAAAUGUUGGACCGUGGACUGAGUCAAGAAGCUAUAGACAAGAUCCUCAUUUCCAACCCCAGCACUUGGCUGACAUUCUCCAAGUAAACUUUAUAUGAAACCAUUGCAAGAAUGAUUAACUUCGAAUUCAUAAGUCAACUUCUGAUGAAACCACUGCAAGCUUUAUUAACAUGGAAUGCAUUAAUGGUCCUCAGAUGAAACCAGUCAAAGCUUUGUUACCAUAACUUGACUAUAAAAUACUGUACUGUACAUGUCUCGGGGGUUGUUAUAAACUACUGUAGUACUGAGUAUAAAAAGUCAAAAUAUAUAAUCAUUGAACCACAUUUCCCUUUUAUGGUUCUUCUUUUGUUACAUUUUAUAUGGUGCUUUUCUUAGUGAUUUGUCACCUUUUUUAGUUUAAUCUAACUAAUCCACUUCUCUGGGGUUUUUUAUUCUUAUCUUUUGCUUCCCUCUUGUACCUGCUUUUGCAGUAUUCAUCCUCUUCUACAUACAGUAUUCUUAAGUACAGGUGUAACUAAAAAAAUCCAAUACAGUAGUUAAAUAAAAAUUACUCUUUGAAACCCUUUGUCAUAUAUCCAGAGUUCCAGAAAAAACAUUGAAUAACCCAGGAAUAAUAAUACUGUUGUUUCUUCAUUUGUUAUGGUGCUCUGACCACCUUUGCUUCCCCAAGUAAAGUCAUUAAAAAUCCCUGUUUGGGUCUAUUGGUGCUUGAUUUGGUUUAUAACGUGUAGCUUCCUACCUUCCAAGCAGCCCGACUGAUAUUUUUAACCCUGUUAUUAUCAUAAGCUAUUAUCCAAACGACCAGGAAGUUAAUUAAAAGAGAACAGCUUGCAAAACACAAACAUACAGUACUGUAUAUCAUAACCAGUUUAGAAUUAUCCAGUAGAUAUCAUUUUUCCUUUUCCUGGGCACUUUACUUUGGAAGCAGAAAUAAGUACUGUACUGUAAAUAAAAAACUACAAGUACCUUACAGCUUUGUCGGCUAUCCUUGGUCAAAUUGCCUUACUGUUAACCAUUGUUGUUUACCUACACUGUCUAGGCACACAGGAAACUGUAUGAACUCCCAUGGCCUACAGGGACAGUUUACCUACAGUACAUUGUCUAUAGUAUAUUCAUGCUGAACUGUAUACUGUAUCUACAUAGUUUAUAAAAUGCCUAUCUAUUGCAAACCUGUAUGAUAAUUUUACUGAAUAAACAUUAUCAUUCUUA